This is a messenger RNA of Andrographis paniculata, 1342 nucleotides long. RefSeq names its product target of rapamycin complex subunit LST8-1. Gene Ontology annotation, cellular component: TORC1 complex; TORC2 complex. The coding region runs from base 223 to 1173 and encodes 316 amino acids. Gene Ontology annotation, molecular function: protein binding. The record is from RefSeq and is a predicted model, not a curated record. The transcript is spliced from 10 exons. NCBI's taxonomy places the organism in Eukaryota, Viridiplantae, Streptophyta, Magnoliopsida, Lamiales, Acanthaceae. Gene Ontology annotation, biological process: regulation of actin cytoskeleton organization; TOR signaling.
UGCUUCGAGUCUUCGAUCUCCCUUCGUUAUAUGAAAAGGAAAUUCCUGUUCGAGUUGAUUAUUGAAUCGCCGAAGAACUGGAAAUUCAUAGCUGAAAAGAAUCGGCUUUGAAACGCUUGUUGAUGGAUUGAAGUUUCACACAAAUUUUCUUGAGUUGCCUUUUGGGAGAUUCAGGAGAAAGAAUAUCUUGAAAGGCAUCAGGUAAUAAAGUGAGCAAAUAUCAUGAGCCAGCAGCCAUCGGUGGUUCUCGCCACAGCGAGCUAUGAUCAUUCGAUUCGAUUUUGGGAAGCAAAAAGUGGGCGCUGCUAUAGGACUAUUCAAUAUCCUGAAUCUCAAGUUAAUCGCCUUGAGAUCACACCCGACAAGCGCUACUUAGCUGCGGCUGGAAAUCCACAUAUUAGACUAUUUGAUGUUAAUUCAAACAGCCCUCAACCGGUGAUGAGCUAUGACUCUCAUACUAAUAAUGUUAUGGCGGUUGGAUUUCAAUGCGAUGGGAAUUGGAUGUAUUCUGGUUCAGAAGAUGGCACCGUAAAGCUUUGGGACUUACGAGCUCCAGGUUGUCAGAGGGAAUAUGAAAGCCGGGCAGCUGUCAAUACUGUUGUUUUACACCCAAAUCAGACUGAACUGAUAUCUGGUGACCAAAAUGGCAACAUCCGAGUCUGGGAUUUGACUGCAAAUUCAUGCAGCUGUGAACUGGUCCCGGAGGUGGAUACAGCAGUACGAUCACUGACUGUAAUGUGGGAUGGAAGCUUGGUUGUUGCAGCAAACAAUCACGGGACAUGCUAUGUGUGGCGUUUGUUACGCGGUACUCAGACUAUGACCAACUUUGAGCCGCUGCAUAAGCUACAGGCACAUGAUGGAUACAUCCUUAAAUGUCUCCUUUCCCCGGAGCUAUGUGAACCCAACCGGUAUCUGGCUACCGCGUCGUCUGACAAUACCGUGAAAAUAUGGAAUGUAGAUGGUUUCACCUUAGAAAAAACACUAGUUGGACAUCAGCGAUGGGUUUGGGACUGUGUUUUCUCGGUGGACGGGGCUUUUCUGAUCACGGCCUCAUCUGACUCUACGGCGAGGUUGUGGUCGAUGGCAAAUGGUGAGGAGAUUAAACUCUACAGAGGGCAUUCGAAAGCUACCGUUUGCUGUGCUCUUCAUGAUGGGACUGAACCUUCGAGUUGAAGAACCUUAUGAAACAAGAGGCAUUUGUUUAUUUAUAGGGAGUAUAUUUUAUCUUAUCUGUACUGUACAGGCCGAUCUGAUUCUUGUUUUAUAACUUCUGAGAUAGACAGACCAGACCACCUUCUUCACUUUUCCUUUGUGAAUUGAAAUUGACUUGAACUUUCUUACU